Molecule: messenger RNA, 796 nt
Organism: Polistes dominula (European paper wasp)
Lineage: Eukaryota; Metazoa; Arthropoda; Insecta; Hymenoptera; Vespidae
Source: RefSeq, a predicted model, not a curated record
AUGACGGCGGAGGGAAUUGAUGUUAAGAAAACCAGGAGAGGCAGACCAACAAUCGCUGAGAGAGCGGCCAAGACGGAAAGGAAGGGAGCGUUAGCGCAGUAUAGUCCACAUUUGAGAAACUGCCGAAUUUGGAUUAACUUGCCAGCAGCAUUUGAAGAAGAAAACUGUCUGGUUCAAAGAUUAUUUGAGAAUGGAAUUCAAAUCUUGUUGGCAGUCUAUAAUGCUCCAAAAUCUGUAGACAGUAUCGAUCAUCUUCGUUAUGCACAAUACGUCAAGUCUACAAAACUGAAUAAACCUGUGCAGUUAUCAAAUAUUCCGCCAACAAGUGUAGCAGCUCACCAACAUUUCAAUUGUGUUUAUUAUCAAGUUCAAACUUGGUUAAGGCAUGAUUUGGAACCCCAGGAAUGGGGUUGGACAAUGCGUAACAAAUUCCUGGAACCUAUCACGACAAUUUUUGCACCUGCUCUAGAGGAAUUGCUCAACACAAUAUUCUGCAACUGCAAGAGUGGUUGUUGUUCGCGAUUUAGAUGCAGGAAAUCGGGGUUGCAGUGCUCUUUAGCUUGUAGCCAGUGUAAUGGGCAAACUUGUUUCAAUGCUUUACCAUAUCAGAGCGAUGUCAAUGAAGACAGAACCUUGGAUCCCGAAAUCAUGAAAGACCUGGAGACAAAUGUCGUUAAAGACAACAAAAAAGAGGACUUUGAAAUACUACAGCGAUCGGAAGACRACGAUGAAGAAGAAGAAGAUAAUUAAAAUUAUAAGUUGUAGUUCUUGUAAUUUUUAUUUAAUUUUUUUUAAU